Messenger RNA from Tripterygium wilfordii, 993 nucleotides. Its product is annotated as probable aspartic protease At2g35615. NCBI's taxonomy places the organism in Eukaryota, Viridiplantae, Streptophyta, Magnoliopsida, Celastrales, Celastraceae. The record is from RefSeq and is a predicted model, not a curated record. The transcript has a single exon. Gene Ontology annotation, cellular component: extracellular region. The coding region runs from base 1 to 993 and encodes 330 amino acids.
AUGUCAAGUGGCCUUACCUGGAUACGAUGUGGCUCUUGUUCUUCCAACUGUGAGAGUCAACAUCGAUCACUUUAUGAUCCAAAAUUGUCAGAAACCUAUGUUGAUAUUCUGUUUGGCUCACAAGUGUGCAAAGAUCUACAAGGCACUCAGCGUGAGAAAUCAAAUGUGUGCCAAUAUAAGUAUCGUUAUGGAUACAAGAAAGUCUCUUCAGGAUUGUUGGGCAUUGAGAGCUUCUACUUGCAAUCUCAUGAUAGAAGAGAAAAAAUCUUCUCUAAUAUAGUGUUUGGAUGCGAUGAACUACAUGAAGGGGAUUUUAAAGAUGGUGUUCAAGGUGUUGCUGGUCUUGGACAAGGGUCAUUUUCAUUGGUUUCUCAACUCGGAAAAAAAGUUGGUGAGAAAUUCUCCUACUGCUUGGUUCAUAAGUCAUCUCUUCGUCGUAGUAAGAUUAAAUUUGGAUCGGACUUACAACUCUACAACAAAGACCAGAAAGAAUAUACAGUUAAAUUUGACUACUCUCCUCCUAAUCCCAGCUACCACCUCAACCUUAAAGCCAUUAGCAUUAACGGUGAAAAAAUAAAUACACCAAAUAAAAAACAUAAUAUGAUAGUCGAUAUUCAACCAUCCUUGACAUCGCUGGCUUCACAUAUUUACAACGAAUUCAUUGCCAAGUUUACAGAACCACUUGGCAACAUAACCUCAAUCCAGUAUUCGGAAUACGGCACUUGCUUCCUCAAAAGUGAACCCGUCGAGCUCAAGAGUCCCAUAGUUGUGUUUCAUUUUUCUCACCCAUUCCUAUCCAAUGGAGACUUUCAUGUGAAUCCUACAACAAUGUUUCAGAAAAUCGAUGACUACAAGUGUUUGACAAUAGUCCCAGUAAGAGAAGGAGUUUCUGUUUUGGGGAACAAGGCACAAGUAGACCGUCAGAUGAUAUUUGACCUGUCAAGCAAAUCCAUCACUUUUGCUCCACUUGAUUGCUUCAAAGCUGCAUAUUAA